Molecule: messenger RNA, 1038 nt
Organism: Drosophila rhopaloa
Lineage: Eukaryota; Metazoa; Arthropoda; Insecta; Diptera; Drosophilidae
Gene: eIF3g2
Product: eukaryotic translation initiation factor 3 subunit G-2
Cellular component (GO): cytoplasm; eukaryotic translation initiation factor 3 complex
Molecular function (GO): RNA binding; translation initiation factor activity
Source: RefSeq, a predicted model, not a curated record
GCUGCCUUGUAAAAUUCCAAUGGCUUUCGAGUAGGACAACACAGUAUCUCAGUGAUUUUUGAUCAAUUUCGUAGCAGUUGUAAGGCAAAGCCAAAGUGAAAAAUAUAUCAAAAAAAAUGAAACCCUUCAACACCUCCUGGGCCGAUGAGGUGGAGGCGGACUAUGUGGGAGGACUGCCGCCUUCCAAUGAGUACAUCGAGGGCGACUAUAAGUACGUGACGGAGUACAAGUUCAACGAGGACGGGAAGAAGGUGAAGGUGGUGCGCACCUUUAAGAUCGAGAAGCAAAUUGUCCCGAAGGCGGUGGCCCGUCGUCGCAGCUGGGUGAAGUUCGGGGAUUCCCGCUUGGACAAGCCCGGGCCCAAUUCCCAUACGACCAUGGCCUCGGAGGAGAUAUUUAUGCAGUUCAUCGGUUCCAAGGAGUUCGACCAAAGUCACGAAACUCAGUUGGAUGCCGGCAAGAACAUCGCCAAGUGCCGCAUUUGCAAUGGCGAGCACUGGAGUGUCAACUGUCCCUACAAGGGCACCUCCAUGGACAGCAAGACCCUGAUGGAGAGCAAGGCCAAUGCCGCAGCCGCCGCUGCCAUAAGCGAUCCUGGGAAGACCGGCAAAUACGUACCGCCAUUCAUGAAGGAUGGCGGGGGGCGGGGGCGGGGUCAGUGGCAAGGGUGGGGUCGCGAGCGGGACGAUUCGUCGGCGGUUCGCAUUUCAAACUUAUCCGAGUCCAUGACCGAGGCUGAUCUCGAGGAGCUGGUUAAGAAAAUCGGUCCACACACCAAGAUGUACUUGGCCCGUGAAAAGAACACCGGUCUCUGCAAGGGAUUCGCCUAUGUGCACUUCAAGUUCCGCCAGGAUGCAGCCGCUGCCAUUGAAAUCCUCAAUGGCCAUGGCUACGACCACUUGAUUCUGUGCGUCGAGUGGUCCAAGCCCCAGCCCUAAAGAUUCUAGCCUUGCUCGAUUCUCUGCUUUAAUUUAUGAACGGAAAUGAGCCCUUGACGUAGAGAAAUCAAAAUAAAAUACAUGAGCACUUAGAGAAAAA